UCACCCUAACCAUAACUGCUAAAUAUUGCAUCUCACAGGUGGAUGUUGAUGUAUUUUCGUGUGCCGGUGCUUGAAACAAUUGUUAAUAAUUUCUAUGUAGAACUUAUCUUGACAUUGGUAUCAAAAUAUACGUCCAAACACUAGUUCAAUUUGGUUAGAACAUGCGUUUCAUCAAUAAAUUCGAUGCAAUUUCAUUAGAAUGAGGUCAACAGUGUUCCAAAAAAUGAGGAAACCCCCAUUUGUCAGAAUCAUUGUUAUGAAUGUUAAGAAAAACAUGUAAAUCCCGUUUUUAUAAACGUUUCAUAAAAGUGACUCGUUUGGUGUGAUUUUAUAAAAAGGGUCGAUUCAAAAUGGACGAGUUGCCAGAAGACCCAUCUCUUGUCAAUAUUAAAAAUGAGGUCAUGCAACUUCCAGAAGUUGACAGUUUGUCAACAAACAAUUCUGCAACCUUUUCUGACAGUCACGAAUAUUCCCUGGAAACAACAGUUAAAUCUGAAGAGGAUGAGAGUCAAGAAAUCUUAUUUGACCCCUCCAUAGAUCUCAAUGAAGAACUUCAGGCUGGAUACAGAAUUCUCACAGAUCUCAUGGCUCAUGCCCACAAAUAUGUGAAUUGGCCUUUCAUGGAAUCAGUCCAAAAUACAGAUCCAGCUCUCUAUGAAGAAUACAAGCUGAAGAUAAAAAAGCCCAUUUGGCUCAAACUGAUGAAACAUAAAUUUGAAACGAUGGAAUACACCUCAAUCACUCAGUUUGUCUCCGAUUUCCGCCUGAUGUUGGAGAACUGUUACCACUUCAAUGGCCCAGAUCACUUUAUUUCAAAACGAGCUCUGAAAAUGGAGAUGAUGUUGGAACAGAAAUUAGCGCUUCUAUCAAGGGAUAUACGAGACAAGACAUCACUAAAUGCCACAUCAGGAGAACGAGAUUGUGACCAGUCAAGCUCCCUUGGUUUGCGGCGCCGUCCACGUUCCCAUGUGCCUCACAACUCCAACCUGCUUAUGAACCAGUUGCGGGAAGAACAGAUCCAACGGAAGAAGGAGCGUCGUCGGCAGCAGAUCAUGGACCGACGCGCAGAACGGGAGGCCCUGGCACAGGAAAUCACGACCUGGGAGGACAACAUACUUUUUGAUGGCAAGAAGGACGAGAUGAAAGCUAUGUGGGAGAUUCCGCAGAUUGGAUUGUUUCUGUUCCUGCUACAGAGUCCGCUUAACAUUGGAGAGGUUAUGCACUUCGAGCUGGAGCGCUGCUUUAUGAUACCACGGGAGAGCUCCACCAUGCAAAGAAUCAUGACAUCCCUCCUCAGCACACCUUUCCAGAGAUUCAAAAUAGACAAAAAGAGCCUGAUGCCAUACAAGGUGUGGGAGUCCAAACUGCGCUAUAAGUUCCAAGUCUGGUACAAGAUGUACGCUGACUCCAGAAACAACAGGGAAAAGACCUGUUUUAAACUUGGCAUAGAAGAGCAAUUCUUUGAUGUUGUAGGAGACACAAGUCCCCUUGAGAGGAAACAAUACCAUGAGUUGGGCAUGUACAAGAAAGUCUGGAUCAUGAAGGCCCUGUGUGAUCAUUGUCUUCACAUGCAGGAGACACUAAGGGACAUAAUUGAGCUUCAAUCGUUCGAGGACCAGCGAGAACUUGUGCUGGGAACCGACUCAUCAGGCCAACGUUACAUCCAUUUCCCUCAGUUCUGCGGAGCAGACGUGCGCGUGUACAGGCAGGCGCCCGUCAAGUACCCGAAACUAGUGAUCAAGCCUGAUCCAUUUGAGAGCAAAAGAAAGUACCCAUUUGUAUACAAACCCCCGCCAAUAAAGAAGAUGAAAUUGAAAACGAAAAAGAAAUCUCAGCCCUCUCCAGUGAAGCAGACCCAGAGUUCCCCGCGUGACUCCCCCCUCAGACAACGACCUAGCAGACUUAGACAGGCUCCGAAGUCUGUGAUGCCUCUCCAGCUUGGAUAUGAGACUCCACUUACAGAGGACUACAGCAACGAUGAUGAUGAUGAUGAUGAUGAUGAUGAUGAUGAUGAUGAUGACAACAGCAGCAGUAUUGGUGGUGAGGAGCACCAACAAGAUGACACUAGUGUAGUCAGUGAGCCUGUGCCUGGGCCAAGUGGCAUUGGCAAAUCCUGUGAUCUCAAACACAUGGACAAUGCAUUAGAGGAUGUGGAUAACAGAUCUGAUGUCAGUUGUGCGAGUGAUGCUACUGUUCCAUAUUGUGAAGAAAGUGAUUCAAAUAGUAAUCUGAGUUCUCGCGAAUGCUCGCGGGAAUCAAGUCCCAUUCGGACAGGACGUGAUCUCAGUAGUCAGUUGGGUUCAACCCGAAACCAGUGUAGUGAUAUUUCUCGGGAAUCCAGCCCCUGUAUAUCCCCUGCAGACUUUCUUCCUAGGCGUAGUGCUCGACUUGAUAGAAGUGCUGACAAUUCUCGAGAUGCCAGUCCUCUAAUAUUUGAUGCAGAUUUUGGUCUCCGACGUGGCAGUCAACGGCGCCGAGUGUUAAAAAAUAUUCCACCCUAUAAUGCAGCCCGAGACCUAAGCAGUUUUUUGUUAGAUGAAAAUUCUGCCUCAAACUCUAGCAUGACUGGUGAAAACAGUUUAUCAGGGCAGGGUACAAGUCGGUGGCAAGAUAAACAGAAAACCAGUCGGCAGAGUUCAUGCGACACAGGUGAGGAUGACAACAGCAAUUUCUGUGAUAUUCGUAACCUUUUCUCCACCUCCAAGACUUUGGACGACCUCCAGUCAGCAUUGUCUCUUGACGAGGGGCUUGUUGAUUCAGAGGGAAUGGAGGCUGAGGAUAUAUCAGGGAGUAAUGGUGCAUUACAGUGUGAUGAUAGUGGCCAGGUUGGUAAGAAGGGGGGUGUAAAGGAGAAUGGGGAUAGUUUGACUAAUGAUAGCUCUGUGGGUAAAGGGAAACAGUCUCAGGUUGAAAAUAACACCGCAGUAAGUGGAGAACAUGUCAAAGAAUCCAUUGCUACCAGUGAAUCAGUAACAUCGGGGAUAACAACUUUGUGUGGUAAUGUAGGGGUGUCAUUGAACAGAGGGGAGAAGAGUUAUUUACAGACACAAAAAGGCCAGUCUACAAACGAGGGGAUAGAAUCAGGUAUAUCCAAUUAUGUGCAGAGUAAUGGAGAAAAGGAGGAUUUAAAUGAACCUGGAACUGUAACAGAUAUGACUAGUAUUAAACAGCUUGAGGAGAAUUCUCAACAACAUACUGAAAACCAUUCUCUUAGUAAGUCAAUGAAUGAAAGUGCUACGGUAGAACAUCAUGAACGCAAUAAAGAAAAUGAAAAGCUAAAUUCUGAGGAUGUUGAUAAGAAGAGUGUUCAAAGUAGUGACAAUGAUGUCAUGAAUCAGGAUAGUGCUCCUAAGUCUUGUGAAAUAAAAAACUCAGUUGCAAGAAUCUCAGAAAACAAUGAGGUACAUCAUGUAGUGGAAGAUAUCAAGUCUAAAAGUUCUCGUGAUUUUUUGGUUAGCCAGGUAAGUGAUAUUGAGUGUGAAGAAAAUGGCAAUGUUCAAGUAAAAAUUGAACCAAAAGUUGAAAUGGAAGAAAAAGUGACUAUAAAAAAAGAAUUUGUUAAUGAUGACAGCAGAAAAGAAAAACCAGAGAUGAUGAAAGAAGAACUGGACUCCUUAAAGGACGAAACAAUGAAGGAAGAAAGUGACGAUGAUGGAAGCCUUGAGAUUAAGAGAGAAGUGAAGGAUAAGGAUGUAAAGACAGAGGUUAAGGCGGAGUCAGACAGUGAAGACGAAGUGUUGCCGGACCCGGAGGAGUUCAUGAUGGUUGCUGACAGUGUGGAGCAGUUGCGUCUACUGGCUCAGCAGUUUGCUGAACCUGAACCCAUACCAGGCCGCAGAUUUAAGAAAAACAUGACACCCCAACCACCCCCACGGAAGAAGAACAUCGUGGAGCUCCAUGAACGGGUGCUGUGCCUGCUUCGUGAACUGGAACCCUGGGAACACAAGUUGCUCCAGGCAACGCGGAACGCCCGCAUCCGUAUGAGACGGGAGCUGGAGGAUUAUGUCGAACCUGACGAAGAAAAUGCUGACUGGAACACGUCCGAUGAGGAGGCCACAGAGUCCGGAGACUCAGAGGCAGAAGUGAAGGAGGAGGCUGAGACCAAAACAUCCAAGCCCAGGCUUCCUGUCAGCGAGAACACCUCCCGUGCUAGCACCCCUGUGAAGCCUGCCGAGGAAGGCGAUAUUGAUAUUAGUCAGCGAGGUCGACUUCGCAAACGUCGAAUCAUUCCAAAUAAUGUCGAGGACCAGUAUGCAACGAAGAAGUCACGUCCAGUGAAACCUGAGCAUGCUUCAACCCAUUCUCAGACAGACCAACUUCCAAUGGUAGUACAGAGUGGAAAGACUCAAUUUGUUGACUAUACUGACAUUCUAAAGCAGCUUAAAAACAACCCUGUUGUGAAACCAGUGCUAAUCAAAUCCAUUCAAGGUGGAAAGACAGUCAUUACAAGUGUAAUACCUGUGUCAUUAAGCUCAACAAAUGCCAGUGUGUCUGAGACUUUGAGCAUACAGGAUGUGAAAUUCACCCAAUCUACAUCAGUCACACUCACAGGCACUUCUUCAUGUAUCGACCCCAACACGACCCCACCCCCAGGGAUGAGACUUGCAUCCCCUGGGGGGUCGGAGAAGAUAGCCCAUCACCCGACAAUCCGCACUCUCCUGUCGACUAGCCUGGCUCCACCCCCCUCCUCAACUGCCAUAUUGGGGACCAACUCCUCUGUGCUAACUACUGGUAUGGACAUAGAAGGGACAGUAGAAGUAAGUGGCGUUUCAGUCACCUCCCCCCUGUUCAUAUCCACUAUAGAAACCCAGCAGUCCCCUAGGGUCACAGUAGCUGUUAAUGGAUCCACCACACCAUCCAAGUUCCCAAUACCUCGGCUGGGGAACCCAACAGCAAACCAGAUAGCAAAACCAAGGAAGAUUGCUCCCAAUACUUCAGUUGUGGCUUCAUCCGCAGCCACAGAUGUCAAUGUCAGCACUUCUCACACAAGAUACUAUGCAGCCAAUGCAAGCACUUUGCCAAUUAACGUUGUUCAGCAACUGAUAAGUGAGAGAGGUGCUAAAAUUUCACAAGGAGCGUACAAUCAAACAAUUUUACUCAUUCCUAUGGGUAAUGAUUGGCAAACUAAAAGUCAGAAUGCAACGAAACCUGAAACAGUAACUACCCCGCCCACACCCACAAAGACAACAGUUAUCACCCUAGCAUCCAACCCCACUGGUUCCCAAGUGUCUCCACUUCCUGUAUACAGUGCCAGUCCGGUUAGCUCUGUGACAAUGGCUGCAAAGACUUCGCCCAAUCAGCUUAUCUUGCCAAAGCCGCCCAUAGUUUCUGCUCUGCAGACUCUCACCAGACCCUCUGUUAUGCUGGGACCCCCUGGAGCUGGGGUCACACCAACAGGGAUGAGUCCAAACCGGCUUGUCUCUCCUGUGCCACAUUAUCUGAAGUACCCUAAUAAUGAGACAGUCAGAAACCUUCUGGACAAGCGGAAAUCCAGCGAUGAAAAGAAGCCUCCAUACAAAUUCAUGAAGCUCUUUCUCAGCACGACAAAACCGGAGACUCUAAGUUUAUCAGAGUUCUCGAGUUUGUCCAGCUCCAUAUCAUCCCAAGCAGCCAUAAGUGCAGACACUAGUCUAUCAACAACAUCCCCCAAAAAUCCAGCCUCGAUGGCUUAUCAGACUUCAGCUGUUGUUCCAAUUAUUAACAAGAUGAUUUUAAAAGAACCAAUCUCCACGGACCAAGCAGCCAUCAAUGCAAUCAGAGCCCAGCAAUGUGUAGUCACAUCAAUAUCUCCUGCAAAGCUGAACACCCUUUUGUUACAGACCAGUGCAGCAGGGGCAAAAAUACUACCAUCAGUGAUCAAGCUGCCCAGCAAAGCAGCACUAGAUUCAGCAGUAAAAGCAGUGGUAACAAGCGUGAACACUUCUCUGCCAACAGUUAAUAUCAAGGUACCAUCACCAACAUCUCUGCCAAGCAUUGGUCCGAGAAGAAAUGUCACAAAGACUGUACAGACAAUGAAGUCUCCCAUUACCGCGGCACCAAAAGUGGUGACACAGUGUUCUGGAGGCCAGGCCCGUCUCACUCCGACUAACACUAACAUAUCUUCUGCCGCCCUCACGAGUCAUGCACAGUCAGCACAGCUGCCAUCUCUUACACCCGGAGCCUCUGCUGUCGUACAGGGCAAAGAUGGUAAAAUGGGGGUCGCCAAGUUUACCCCUCACCUCCUGAUUACAUCCAAGGGAGUGAUGCAAGUUGGUUACGUAAAUGCUGACAGUGUGGCAUCUGGUAGUGUCAGUCCUGAAAAUACUGUUGUAAGCAGUGAGGGUACUCCUGCCUCAAUGGUGCCUGUCCUGCUACCAGUGGCACAGAAUGCAAUCUCAACAACCAUUAGUCCGACAUCUGAUUCCUCUGAUUCAUCAGAUGGAUCUACCAAGAAAGGCACCAAGCCUGUUAUCGCCUUGAAUGCAAAUGGUAUUCCUAUUGGAGCUGUUCGCCUUGCAACAAGUUCUACAAGUAAGCAGAUGUUGGGUCCAUUAGCCACUCCUGUCAUUAGCUGCUCAGUUGCUGUUAACCCAGAAAUCAAACCAAGUGUUGGAAAUAUGGCUAAUCUGUUAUCCAAAAUCUCUGUUGCCAGCAGUCCAUCUGCUGGAAUGAACAAGCCCAGUUUAGUUUCACCUUUAAUGAACCUGAAACAGGGCAACAUGGUGGUACCAGGUGGUGUUCAACUUACAAAUCCUCUCAUGAAUAAGCUGGGCUUAAACCUGUUACAACAUGGAGUUCAGCCAGCACAGAAUACAACCCUCCUUCAAACGCUUCAAACAAUAUCAACAACUGCAACUUCAUCACCAUUGGUAGGCAUAAAUCCUUUAUUAUUAAAUGCGUCUGCUAUGAGCAAACCAGCACUGCUUCUAAACCAUGAGAAACUGCAAGUCAAUGUAAACCCAGCAUCCUCACCAUUUCUUACACAGACAUCUAACCUUGUGUCACCCAUAAGGCAGGUGAUGGCUCAGCCUGUGGCUGCAGCAAAUCCUCAGUUGAAUCUUCUCACUCCGAUGUCAGUCACGUCAAGCCCUGCCCAGCGCCAGUUGGUAUUCCAGUACCCCUCCGCAGGACAGCAGCUUGCUGCCCUUGGGUCUCGUGUGUCCCAGUCACUCCAGCAAGUGGGCUCCCAAGCCCCUCCUUCCACGCCUGUCUCCCGCCAGACACUGACGAGGCUUCUUACCACUCCCAUUACAGGAGCAGAUGGAAAAACACAAACUACUUCAAUCUACACCCUAGCCAACACAGUCGUUUCCCAAACUGCAAGUUUAGCCGUUAACCAUGACAAUAAGGCAUCACUAGAUGUUAAAUUGCCUAAGGGUGUGAUAACUCCUGCUGUUAUACAGAUACCAAGGACCGCCUUAACAGCAGAACAUGUUGCAGCAGCACAGAUUCAGACUGCUGCCUCACAAAAUCCAGCCCCUCCUAGACAGCAGAAACUGCUUCUGUUCAGCAUUGGAGGUCAGCUUGUGACAGGUCAAGGCAUUCCAGUCACUCUCAGCAAUGGUGUGCUGAAAGUUAUGCCUAAUGGGAAAGUGAAGAUCAAUAAUCAGACACUGACACAUGAGCAGGUGAAGCAAACUCUGUCAAAGAUUAACCACAAUGCAGCAGCUCUAGGCAUCAACCAAGGACCAGUGGUGACUAUUCAACAGACCUCCCCUUGCACUGAUGUUGUAUAUGACCAAAAUAACGUGCCUGUUAAAAUAAUGAAGCAAGGACAACAGUCUUCUCCCUCUGCCAUUACUGGAGUUGACCAGAAAAUUGUGCUUGUUCCAUCAGUGAAGCAAGAACCUGUCUCUGCUAAUGGUGAUUGUGCACAUCAAGCUGAGGAAAAGAUCAUUAGAAUUCGACCAUCUCAGUUGGCAAGUGCCAGCAAUAAUAGGCACAAUGGAUCAGAUUUACAGUCCGAACAUGAAGAACGAGCUCAAGGUUCAGGCUUAACAGUGUAUUCUUCAGAUAUGAAAAUCACCCAGGAAUCAGAACAAGAUAUGGUUGCAACAGAAAAAGAGCCACCUUCACUACCAAUGCAGAACAUUAUUAGUGGAGUUAAUUUUGCAAAUUUCUCAGUGAACAAGGAUGCAAGAGGGUUUGUUGUGAAGAAGCCAACAAUGAAAGAAUUAAACGGUUCAGGUGACGCAAGCUCAGUUGGAAGUUCACGCGAGGGUAGCAGUGUAGCGGAUGAGGAAGAUCACAAGCUCGUCAUUGAUGAUGAAGGUGUCAACGAAAAGGAGGCAGCCCUUAACCUUCUCUCACUUGCUAACCAGACGAUCAAAGAUGAAAAUCCUGAUGUUUAACCCUAGCCUGGGAUUUUGGACAAAAUUGGACAGUACAUGGGUGAACGUGAAAAGCAACCUUCUCUUUCUCAAGCAAACCAGGCUAUCAGGGAAGAAAAUAUGACAUGCCUGGGUAGAUUCAGGUGUAGCAGUCCCUGUAUGUGACAAGUUGAUAUUUAUGUGCAGGUAUAAGGGGGAUACUUUGCAGGUUAUCUUGAUAAGCAUUGGAAUUAGAUAUUGACAAAAACAAUUGGCUGUUUGAACUUCCUAAGUGUAAUUGUGGGGACCACAAAACACGAAGUGCCCCAACAUAUCUUGUGAAAUUCCGGAUUUGUGGACAAAACUGGAGUGAAAAUAAAACAGUUUCUCUUAUCAAUUUUUGAUGUCACUCAAAACCUUUUUGUUUAAACUCCAGGUGACUGUAUCUUGGUACUACCUGUAUAUAUACAUAUUGGCUCUGUUGGUCAACUGGGUUUUAAUAACAUUGUAUUUUGCCAUAAAAAAAUCAUACAUCAUUGCAAUUUGAAGUCAAUUUUGUUAUAUAUUUAUUAUUUCUCAAAAUGCUGUAUAAUACAUUUUUUUUGUUGGAUUACAACAAUGACAUAGUCUUAGCCGAAGUAUGAAUAAUCCAAUUAUAUCUGUUCAAAGCAAGACAAAUUAUUUAAGAAAGAUAAAACCAGUGUUGUUUUUAUAAGAAUGUUAUUAACUACCAAAGUCUUGACACCAAAUUUCAUGUAUUUUUCUGAAAAAUUUGGUUUCUUUUACAUUUUUACAUUUUGUAAGUAAUGCAUUCAAUAUUUAUUUUUACACCAAAUGCAGAAUGUUGUAUUCUGAACAAUGGUUAAAGCAAAUUCCAAUAAGUGUUGAAUGGCACAUAAAUAAUAAUUCUAGGUAAACAUUUGUAUCUAUUUUGGCUACCGUAGAUUUUUGGAACUUGCGUUUUUCAAAACUUCACUAAAAAUUGUAAAUAGUCUAUAUUGUUUUAUAUUGGUAAAACUAUUUAAGAAGUUCUUAAUUACAUCAUGUUAAGCUUAUUUUAAAGUUUGGAUCAAUGUUUGUUAUCGAUGCUAUGGUUUUAUAUGUAUACGAAGUUCCGUUAAGUAGACUAUGUUUUGAGAGAAAAGAUUGUUUCCAAUAAAUUCUAUUUCAUAUA
Molecule: messenger RNA, 9462 nt
Organism: Mya arenaria
Lineage: Eukaryota; Metazoa; Mollusca; Bivalvia; Myida; Myidae
Exons: 16
Coding region: 351-8330 (2659 amino acids)
Molecular function (GO): protein binding
Source: RefSeq, a predicted model, not a curated record